Molecule: messenger RNA, 3358 nt
Organism: Xiphophorus couchianus (Monterrey platyfish)
Lineage: Eukaryota; Metazoa; Chordata; Actinopteri; Cyprinodontiformes; Poeciliidae
Product: activin receptor type-1
Exons: 12
Coding region: 385-2436 (683 amino acids)
Biological process (GO): heart development; transforming growth factor beta receptor signaling pathway; protein phosphorylation
Cellular component (GO): plasma membrane; BMP receptor complex
Molecular function (GO): transmembrane receptor protein serine/threonine kinase activity; ATP binding
Source: RefSeq, a predicted model, not a curated record
UCCCCCACACAUUAGUAAGUCCCUGCAAGGUAACUUCCUCCACCAAUCCUGGCUAUUUGCCUUAAAACACCGCCGCUGGAGUACGACUCCUGAACCCCCCCGCCGGGGAUUGUACCGACUGUGAAGAAGAACCGGGUUGUGAAAUGUAUCUUAUAUUGGGUUCUGUUCUCGGAGUCAGCACCUAGUGACUUCGCCAGUUCUUCUUUGUAAAUUGCAACCAGCGACCGACGGAUGAUAAUGUUGGCGUCAUGAAGACUCCGCUUUCCAGACUUUGGAAAACAAAUCGGGUUUUGUCGGUGGAUCCUCGGGAGAUGGCAGAAUAAUUGAAACCGUUACCGAAUCCUCAUUUUGGAGCGUUUUGGAAAAAUAACUAGAAGGUCUACAAUGACAAGAGGGGCCUUUCUUUGGUUUCUGCUCGCCCUGGUUCUUCCCUGUUCCUGUGAGAAUGGUGAGGACGGCAUGAGAGCUGAAUGUUUAUGUGAAGGACCAUCCUGCAGGGGUGGGGAGAGAUGUUUUGGCUGGCAGUGCUUUGCUUCUCUCUCAGUGCUGAAUGGAACGACAGUCUUUGAGAGAGGCUGCAUUGUUGAAGGUGAUGAAGAUGGGCCGUUGCUCUGCGGACAGCCACCAACUGCGGCGCUGGUGGUGAAGUGCUGUCACGGACAUUUGUGCAACAUGAAUGUCUCGGUACAGUUUCCAGUGAAAGAUGUCGAGCCGUCUGCCGGCAGACCAGUCCUCCGAGACCAGGAGUGUGUGUGCGAGGGAGAUGCGUGUGAGCAUGGCCGGCGCUGCACCGGCCAGCAGUGUUUCUCCUCUCUGAACGUAACCGUCAAGGCUGUCGUCCAGCGGAAGGGCUGCCUGAGGGACGACGAGGAGGGCAGAACCACCUGCGCCUUGGCACCCUCAUCGGUCUAUGUCGUCAGGUGCUGCCAGGGCCAUCUGUGUAACAUGAACGUCACGAUGCAAAUUCCAGGAAAAGAAGGGGAAAAGAAGCUCCUGAGUGAAGAGGAGCAUGAGUGUGUAUGCGAGGGCAGCUCCUGUGUAACGGCGAGUCGCUGCUUAGGCCUCCAGUGUUUCUCGUCUCUGACAGUCAGCGGUGGCUUGCAUGUGCACCAGAAAGGCUGCUUCAAGGCAGUGGAGCAGAGCACGAUGACCUGCAAGACGCCGCCAUCCAGGGAGCAGAUAGUCGAGUGUUGCCAGGGGCAUCUGUGCAACAUGAACAGCACCGUGAGGCUUCCAAUCAAAUUCGAUGAGCUGUCCAGCAACAAUGUGACCACACUGACGAUGGCCAUUGUGGCACCCAUCAUUGUUCUCAUCAUCCUUUCCGCCGCCGCCAUCCUCGUGUUUAGACGCAUCCACCGCAACCAAAUGGAAAGGCUGACAUCACGAGACGCCGAAUACGGAACAAUAGACGGACUUAUUGCGUCUAACGUGGGGGAGAGCACUCUGGCGGAUCUUCUGGAUCAUUCCUGCACUUCAGGAAGCGGCUCAGGACUCCCGUUUCUCGUACAGAGGACUGUUGCCAGACAGAUCACUCUGAAUGAGUGUGUGGGUAAGGGCCGUUAUGGUGAAGUGUGGAGGGGUCAGUGGCAGGGGGAGAGUGUCGCUGUGAAAAUCUUCUCCUCCAGAGAUGAGAAGUCCUGGUUCAGAGAGACUGAAAUCUACAACACUGUGCUGCUGAGGCAUGAAAACAUCCUGGGCUUCAUCGCAUCAGACAUGACUUCUAGGAACUCCAGCACUCAGCUGUGGCUCAUCACUCACUUCCACGAAAUGGGCUCCUUGUACGACUAUCUUCAGCUCAGUACCCUUGAUGCGUCCAGCUGCCUCCGCAUGGCGCUCUCAAUAGCCAGUGGCUUGGCACACUUGCACGUCGAGAUCUUUGGUACUCAAGGCAAGCCAGCCAUCGCCCACCGAGACCUCAAGAGCAAAAAUGUAUUGGUGAAAAAGAAUGGACAGUGCUGCAUUGCUGACCUGGGUCUGGCAGUUAUGCAUUUUCAAGACACCAAUGAACUGGACGUGGGCAACAACCCUAAAGUUGGCACCAAGCGCUACAUGGCCCCGGAGGUGCUGGACGACUCCAUCCAGAUGGACUGCUUCGAGUCCUUCAAGAGAGUGGACAUCUGGGCCCUGGGCCUUGUCCUGUGGGAGGUUGCCAGGAGGACAGUGAGCAAUGGCAUUGUUGAGGACUAUAAGCCACCGUUUCAUGACGUGGUCCCCAGUGAUCCCAGCUUCGAGGACAUGAAGAAGGUGGUGUGUGUGGAUCAGCAGAGGCCCAAUAUCCCAAACAGAUGGUUCUCAGACCCGACUUUAAGCUCCUUGGCUAAACUCAUGAAGGAGUGCUGGUACCAGAACCCGUCUGCCAGAUUAACCGCACUGCGCAUCAAAAAGACUCUGACGAAGAUUGACAACUCGCUGGAUAAAAUCAAAACGGACAUAUGAGCCUUUGCUUCAGAAGAAGAGACCUUCAAAGACAUCCAGCGGAUUGAACAUAUUAUAGAAAGUCUGAGAAGAUUAAAGACUUCAUGGAUUUAGUGCCCUUAUAGUGGCACAGACCUAUAUUUAUUUUAAAAAUGCUAGGCGGGACACAUUUUGGCAUCCAAAGAUGGCUCAUGUAGUCUUGGAGAAAAGGAAAACAUCAAUUCAAUCUGCGACAUAGGAGCUGGACUGUUAGAAACCUUCUUCAAGGAGGAAACUGUUACCUGGGCAUUUGAAUAGGCUUAUUGUUUGUUUUUUUUUUGUUUGCUUUUUGUGUUUUAGAAAUGCACAUUUCGUUUGCCAUGUUUUUCAGUUUAAAAUACAUCUGGACAUAACCGUCUCACUCUUCUCUUUAAUUGUACUCCAUUCAUUUACAUUAUGGUACAUUCAUAUAGAAAAAAACAGGCCAGUUUGGUAGCUUAAUGUACAUCUGCAGCAGCAAUCGCAAUUCCAAUCAGGAGGCGUCAUCUUGUACUAAUGCGCCAACGUUUACUAUGCUGUAAGAAUAAGUUUAAUCUGAAAUGUAACAUUAAGGUGUACGGCUGCGCCUGUGGUUCUUUUGCUUUCGCAGAUGUGUAUCAUCCAUCUAAAGAUACUCUGUUGGAAACAGUUUUGUGUAUUAUGUUAAAUUUACAGUCAUAUUUUUUACAGCUUUAGACACACAGACGCCUCAAGUUUGAAUAAAAGAUUUGCCAGUUACUGCUGAAUUUUCCAAAGGCCUGUAAGUAAGCCUGUAAAGCCUGUAUUCUGUCUUAACGCGUGCAUUGUUGUCCUAAUGCGUGCAUCGUCAAGUAAAUGAAGUCAAACUUAAGCCUUUUUUUUUAAUCAUUUCUUUUAAAUUUUAUACCAAUUAGUGAUUUCUAUUAAUUAAAUAGAAAAAAAUAUC